Conger conger (European conger) is the source of this 7035-nucleotide messenger RNA. It is a transcript of the gene ankrd50, whose product is annotated as ankyrin repeat domain 50. NCBI's taxonomy places the organism in Eukaryota, Metazoa, Chordata, Actinopteri, Anguilliformes, Congridae. The transcript has 6 exons. Gene Ontology annotation, molecular function: protein binding. The record is from RefSeq and is a predicted model, not a curated record. Bases 991 to 5268 code for a protein of 1425 amino acids.
UGGCAGGAGGACUUCAAUAGAAAGAAAGAGAAGACGCGAACGAACGGACUAAGAAAAGGAAAAGGGAAGACUGGAAUUAUUUUGAAGGGGCCUAAGCAAACUAAUACUGCCUGCAAGAAACGGGACGGAUGUGAAUUGUUUGCGACUGAAAGCCACAUAGGAAGGGAGAGGGAUCAGUGAAGAGGAGGAGAAAGCGGACGAGAUCCAUGCCAAGAAAGAGCUCACGAUCGCGUGUGUCGGUUCCUGUUGUUGAAGUUCCCCAUUGCAAUAUGAGCAUUAGGCUACGGAGAACCCGAAGUGAGUGGGGCUCCGGAAACUGCGAUCUGUACCAGUGUUAAAAUCGCCAAUGCACUCGCCGAAUCGGAAGCCAAGCCGUUUCAAGCCUCCACCACUCAUUGCAUGAUCUCGAGAAUAUGACGGCUGCACCAGAACUAUCUGCCUUUUCCGCAACCGUGACACAUCUACGGAAACAAAACGCUAACUUCCAAGGAUAAGCUCCCGAAUCCCUGACUGUUUUAGCGAAAUGUUUUAGCCUUGGGUUUGUGGAGUCGCCGAGGCAACUUUGUCUUUCAAAUAGUGGUACACCAUUUGGAUUUGGAUGUACGCUACAGUGCAGCUGGCCACCAAGACAAAGGUUAUGGAAUUAAGAAAAAAAAUAAAAAGUGAUUAAAUUAACGGAACCAGCGAGUUCCCGUGGAUCGGACACUGUCGAAAACAACAACAAUACUGCAAUGACUGGGGGCGGUCUCGCUCCAUUUAUCUAACACGGAGGGGGGCCCUCUCUGCAUACAGGCAUAGACGGCGUACCACGCACCAGGACGUGUCGGGCCGACUACCAGCAACCUUGAAUGAAUGUCUGCAGGCGUGAGAGGCGGCUGCGGGUCCGGGGUUUGAAUUAAGAGCCAGGGGCCUGCGCUUAAGAGAUUUAGGGCCCUGGCAGAGUAAUGAGGCGAGCCUUAUGAGGGAUCUGAGGAACGGCAGGUCUUCACUAUGGCGCAAACCAGUUUGCUGCAGGGGAAACGAUUUUACUGCAGGGAGUGGGUCUUUCACAAGCUUCAGCACUGCCUGCUGGAGAAGACCAACAGCCUCGCCGCCCUGAGCAACAGUGGAGGCGCCCCUGGCGCGGCCCCACUCCCAGGCCCCGGAGCCUCGGGCAAGGGGGCAGCAGCCUGGGGCGUGCUGCUGGUUGGGGGGCCGGGCAGCGGGAAGACGGCUCUCUGCACAGAGCUCCUCUGGCCCAGCUCGCCCCAGGGGGCCCACAGGGGUCUGCACCGGCAGAGCCUGGCCUUCCACUUCUGCCGGGCGGACGACUCGGACACCCUCUGCGUCAGCGGCUUUGUCCGGGGACUGGUGGCCCAGCUGUGUCGCAGCGGGCUGGUGCCGGGCUACGAGGAGAAGGUGCGGGACCCUGCCGUGCAGAGCGCCCUGCAGCUCGGCGAGUGCGAAAGGGACCCCGCAGAGGCUUUUAAGAGGUGUGUCCUGGUUCCUCUGCUGAACCUGAAGGCCCCGUCCCAGGCCCUGUUCAUCCUGGUGGACUCCAUCGAUGAGGGCUGCCAGUGGGGCGAGGGCGAGCAGCGGGCCUCUGGCUCCUCCAGGAGCAUCGCCGAGCUGCUGGCCUCCCACCACGAAUACCUGCCUCCCUGGCUCCUCCUCGUAUGCUCCGCCCGGCGCCAGAACAAGGCCGUCACCAAGCUGUUCACAGGAUUUCGCAAGAUCAGCCUGGACGACCUGAGGAAAGCCUACAUCGUCAAGGACGUCCAACAGUACAUCCUACACCGCCUCGACCAGGAGGAGGCUCUGCGGCAGCACCUGACCAAGGAGACAGCCGAGAUGCUGAACCAGCUGCACAUCAAGAGCAGCGGUUGCUUCCUGUACCUGGAACGCGUGCUGGACGGCGUGGUAGACAGCUUCAUCAUGUUGCGCGAGAUCCGCGACAUUCCUGGCACGCUCAACGGCCUCUACCUCUGGCUCUGCCAGCGCCUCUUCGUCCGCAAGCAGUUCGCCAAGGUGCAGCCCAUCCUCAAUGCCAUCCUGGCUGCCCGCCGACCCCUCGCCGUCAAGGAGCUGUACCACGCCGUGUGGACCCGCAACAUGGGCCUCACCAUGGAGGAGUUCCAGAAGAAAAUGGACAUCCUGUCCAAGCUGCUGGUGGAGGGUCUCGGUGGCACUCGGAUCCUGUUCCACUACAGCUUUGCGGAGUGGCUGCUGGACGUGAAGCAUUGCACGCAGAAGUACCUGUGCAACGCAGCCGAGGGCCACCGCAUGAUCGCCAUGAGCUACACCUGCCGGGCCAAGGAGCUACAGCCGAGGGAGGUGCAGGAGUUCGCCCUCCACCUCAUCAGCUCCAACCUGCAGAUUGAGCCCUCCAACCUGGCGCUCUGGAUGGUGUGGAACGGCACCCCGGCUCAGGACUCCCUCAGCACCUCCAUUCCAAAGGAGCAGGAGGUGCUGCAGCUCCUGGUGAAGGCGGGGGCGCACGUUAGUGGGAGCGAGGGGGAACGGGCCUCAUGCGCCGUCCAGCAAGCCCUGGAGCGGGAGGACUCCAUCCGCACCCUGCUUGACAAUGGCGCCUCGGUCAACCAGAGUGACUCGGGAGGGCGCACCCUGCUGGCCAAUGCCGCGUACAGCGGCAACCUGGACGUGGUCAACCUGCUGGUGUCACGCCGAGCCGACCUGGAGCUGGAGGACGGACACGGGCAGACGGCGCUAACGCUAGCGGCCAGGCAGGGCCACACCAAGGUGGUGAACUGCCUCAUCGGGCGGGGCGCUGAUAUCGACCACACCGACCACGACGGCUGGACGGCCCUCCGCUCGGCGGCCUGGGGCGGGCACUCGGAGGUGGUUUCAGCGCUGCUUUACGCUGGCGCCAAGGUGGACUGCGCCGACGCGGAUAGUCGUACCGCGCUCAGGGCGGCGGCCUGGGGCGGGCACGAGGACAUCGUGCUCAACUUACUCCAGCACGGUGCUGAGGUCAACAAGGCCGACAAUGAGGGUAGGACAGCUCUCAUCGCGGCCGCCUACAUGGGCCACCGAGAGAUCGUGGAGCACCUGCUGGACCACGGCGCUGAGGUCAACCACGAGGACGUGGACGGUCGCACCGCGCUGUCGGUGGCGGCGCUCUGCGUUCCUGCCAGCAAGGGCCACGCCUCGGUGGUGAGCCUCUUGAUCGACCGGGGCGCCAAGGUGGACCACUGCGACAAGGACUGCAUGACCCCGCUCCUGGUGGCCGCCUAUGAGGGCCACGUAGACGUGGUAGACCUGCUUUUGGAGGGCGGGGCCGAUGUGGACCACACGGACAACAACGGACGCACCCCUCUCCUGGCAGCCGCCUCCAUGGGCCACGCCUCGGCAGUCAACGCCCUGCUCUUCUGGGGUGCAGCGGUGGACAGCAUCGACGGGGAGGGCAGGACGGUGCUGAGCAUCUCGUCGGCCCAGGGGAACGUGGAGGUGGUGCGCACCCUGCUGGACAGGGGGCUGGACGAGAACCAUCGAGAUGACGCCGGCUGGACUCCCUUGCACAUGGCCGCCUUUGAGGGCCACCGUCUGGUUUGCGACGCGCUCCUUGAGCAGGGCGCCCGCUGCACCGAGGUGGACAAUGACGGCUGCAUUCCACUCAUCCUCGCCGCCCAGGAGGGCCACUACGAUUGUGCCCGGAUCCUUCUGGAAAACAAGUCGAGCGUGGACCAGCGUGGUUAUGACGGGAGGAACUCGUUGCGGGUGGCGGCGCUGGAGGGUCACCGCGAUGUGGCGGAGCUUCUCCUCAGCCACGGCGCCGACCUGGACCACAAAGAUGCUGAUGGCAGGCCCACCCUCUACAUCCUGGCACUGGAGAACCAGCUAGCCAUGGCUGAGUACUUCCUGGACAGUGGAGCGGAUGCGGAGGCCAGGGAUCCUGAGGGGAGGACGGCCCUCCACGUCUCAUGCUGGCUGGGGCACCUGGAGAUGGUACGACUCUUGGUGGGGCGUCGUGCCGACGUCAACUCCUGUGACAAUGAGAGGCGCUCUGCUCUACAGUCGGCCGCCUGGCAGGGCCACGCCCAUGUGGUCCAGCACCUCAUCGACAGCGGCGCCAGGGUCGACCACACCUGCAACCAGGGAGCCACGGCACUGGGCAUCGCAGCCCAGGAGGGCCACCUGGACGCGGUGCGGAUCCUUCUGGAACACGCGGCUGACCCCAACCACGCCGACCAGUUCGGGCGCACGGCCAUGCGGGUGGCCGCCAAGGGCGGGCAUGGUCAGAUCAUCAAGCUCCUGGAAAAGUAUGGGGCAUCUGCAGUCGUCAACGGGUGCAGCCCAUCCCCAGUCCACGCCCCGGACGAGCGGCAGCCCGUGAGCGCGGCAGGGAAACUGCAGUCGCUUGCUGCCAAGUCCAACAGCUCCAGCAGCACAGGAGGCGCUAACAAUGGGCCAGCCCACGCCUUCAGCUCGCCCUCCGAGUCGCCCGACUCAACGGUUGACCGGCACAAGUCCUCCCUCUCCAACAACUCCCUCAAGAGCUCCAAGAACUCGUCCCUGCGCACCACCUCCUCCACGGCCACCGCCCAAACAGUGCCCAUGGACAGCUUCCACGGCCUCAGCUUCACAGAGCAGAUCCAGCAGCACUCCCUCCCGCGGAGCAGGAGCCGCCAGUCCAUCAUAGUCUCCCCCACCUCCACCGGCCGCUCCCUCGGCCCGCAGCAUCCACCCCCUGCCCCCUCCUCCCCCCCCUCUGCCGAAUUCGAGUGGGGCCAGAUCAAGCCCAGCCUGAGGUCCACCAAAGCGGGCAAAGCAGGACUAGGGGUUUCCAACGGAUCUUCCGGCAAGGGAAUAGGAGGAGGAGGAGGCUCCGGGGAGAGGAAGAAGCCCAAAAAUGCAGGGUCAUCCUCACAGGGACAGGUCCUGGAGUAUGAGAUGACCCAGUUUGACAAGAGGAUCGCGCUGGGCAAGCCGGUGUCAGGGCCGGGCGUGUGCGUAGGGGGACUGAAGGACCCGCCCUGCAAGUUGGCAGGCCAGUCCUCAGCUGCCCACCAGCAGUUCCUCAUCCAACAGCAAGGGGCUGCCGAGAAGAAAAGGAACGGCAUCAUGACCAACCCCAACUACCACCUGCAGGGCAACCAGGUGUUCCUGGGGAGGGUGUCUGUGCCCAGGACUGUUCAGGACAGGGGGCACCAGGACGUGCUAGAAGGCUAUCCCAUCGGCGAGACAGAACUGAGCCUCAAGCAGGCCCUCAAGCUGCAGAUUGAAGGAUCGGACCCCGCAUUUAACUAUAAGAAGGAGACCCCAUUAUAGCUGAUGUCAUCGAUGGUGUCCAUCAUCCAGACAUCGGUAAGAAGAAUGUGCCAAAGCAAGCUCCUUUCGUCCGCUUCAUUUACCGAACACGGUUCCACACGCUCUUCUGCACGGAACCUUUGGAACAUGCCCGAUGCCUGGGGGAAGAAUGUGGCCAGCGCACAAGAAGUCCCUCCCUCCCUCCCCACAGACUGAUACUGCAGUGUGCCUACAUCUGUGAUGGCCUUUUCUCUCUAUCCUGCACGCUACCCUUUUAUUUAAUUAUUCAUAUUUAAUAUGCAGAGUAUGCACUUUUUUGGGGAAUUAAAGUUUUGUUUUCAUUUCCUCACAUUUUUAUUGUUUGUUUCCUAACAAGCAACUUGUUUUUUUAUGUAAAUGUUACAAUGUUUAAGUUGUUAAAAGUUUAUAUGUUUGCCUAUUUUUUUUUAUUUUUUUAUGUGCCUUUUUUAAAUAUGCGUGUUAAAUAAUUGUCCUGCCUGCUCGUUUGGGACAAUCUAUUGAGAGGAACGCUGCCACGCCUUCAUGUUAAAUAUCAAGAUAUUGUAUGACAUGGGGUACCUCUGCCCGCAUCAACGCUCUGCUUUCCUCCGACACCCCAAAACUCUGUGUUAAGCUGGAAACACAGAUAGUUUCAGUGUGCUCAACAUCUUGUGUGUGAUAUGUUAAUUGCAAUGCUAAGUUACAAUGUGGGUAUAAUCAAAGCAUAUUUAUUAUGGAAAAAGCCACUUUUUUCGUUUUGUAUUAUAUGUUAAACCAUGGUGCUGUCUUCUUAUGUCGACUGCAGUUUGGGUGGAUUCCCCUGUGAGUGUGCUUACAUCAUUUGUUUGUUUUGUGUAUCUGAGUAUUACUGGAGUGUUCGAGAGAGAACGGAGUGUUUUAAUUCAACAUUGAAAAGUGGCGUGCAUUCAUUUUUUUCCCCUUGUGGGACCUUCCUACCUUCCUUCAUCAAGUUUGUGCUAAAGAUUGUUUUUAAAAUGGCAAAACAAGAGUAACACAGAGUUCUGCAGAGUUUGGUGCUAAAUGCGUAAGUUCUCCCUCCCCCAGUGUACUGUAGUCACACUAUGUGGACAGCACAUUUUUGUGGCCUAUGCCACAAGCUUUUCUCUCCCGCUUUCUUCACCCCCCACCCCCACCAAAAAUAACUGACUUUCCCUCUAAAUCAUUGCUUCGAAAUGUUUCACAUUUUGGGGCAGCUUGUGCCGAGAGGAAAAUGUUGGCGUUUGAAGAUCGGUGGUUCCCUGGUCCACAGACAGUGUCGCUCCAUUAAGGGGGGGGGGGGGGGGUUAGGAGGAGUGGAACAGAGUCGUAAUGUAUACACAGCUACAUUUAAUUAAGGUCACACGAGGCAUUCUCUUUGAGAAAGGAUGUGAACUGAAGGGAUUUUUUUUAUUUAACUUUUUAUUCUCCUAUGUUUCUCCUUCCUUUUUUAUUUUCUGCACGGGUACGGAAGCAGAAGCAACAUGGAAAGUGCUAAGGGCUCUUUGAAGACUUGUUCUGGACAGUAUUCACCCUUCUUUAGCCAUUUUGGUCACUCAGCUUUUUUUUUUUGGUCCCACUUGCUCAGAAAGUGUUUUAUCCGGUCAUGUUUCCGAAUUUCUGUUAAGCCAUUAGUUGUAAAUAGCUUACAGUGUACAUUGAACUGCUAAAUUUAAAUUCUUAUUUCUUGUAUUAUACUGAGCUAAAAUUCCUGAUGUAUAUUAAAGUGCUUAAUAAAUAUAUUUGCUUUACUGCAGGAAUAAUGACAAAUGUUCUUAUUCCAUUAUUGUA